UUCCGGUUUCUUUCCUCUUGUCGCCGAUUCGUCAUUUCACGCCGCUGCCGAACAAGUUCUACGUCAUUCUCCGAGCAUGAGCAAUCCAUCAACGGCGGCAACGUCGAAAUCAAAAGCCGCCGGAUCCUCCCAGACGCCCGAAACCUCGUCCAAGCGCAAACGUGGAGUCUUUCAGAAAGAAUUGCAGCACAUGAUGUACGGAUUUGGCGAUGAUCCAAACCCUCUUCCGGAGAGCGUGGCACUUGUAGAAGACAUUGUCGUGGAAUAUGUUACGGAUUUGACACACAAGGCACAAGACAUUGGCUCAAAGCGGGGCAAGCUACUAGUUGACGAUUUCUUGUAUCUAAUCCGCAAGGAUCUGCCGAAACUAAACCGUUGCAGAGAACUGUUGGCAAUGCAAGAGGAGCUGAAACAAGCUCGGAAAGCAUUUGAUGUCGAUGAAGAGAAGCUAGCAAUGCAAGAGUGAACUUUUCACCCUUAAACCUCUUUUAGGGUUGGAAGUUUUGAACACCAUCAGAUACAUUAGGAGGCCAUUUCAAUGCCAUAUGCGAAUUUAGCCUGUCUUUCUUAGAAUAAGACCGUAUGAGCUGGUUUUUUGAAUUUAGAUUACUUGUAAAUCACGUAACCUUCAGAUUCCAGUGAAAUGAAAUAUGUUUUUCUACA
Tarenaya hassleriana is the source of this 663-nucleotide messenger RNA. Its product is annotated as transcription initiation factor TFIID subunit 13. The transcript has 6 exons. NCBI's taxonomy places the organism in Eukaryota, Viridiplantae, Streptophyta, Magnoliopsida, Brassicales, Cleomaceae. The coding region runs from base 77 to 466 and encodes 129 amino acids. Gene Ontology annotation, biological process: transcription by RNA polymerase II. The record is from RefSeq and is a predicted model, not a curated record. Gene Ontology annotation, molecular function: protein heterodimerization activity.